Messenger RNA from Nakaseomyces glabratus, 480 nucleotides. It is a transcript of the gene MIX17, whose product is annotated as Mix17p. Gene Ontology annotation, cellular component: nucleus; mitochondrion. The record is from RefSeq and is a predicted model, not a curated record. Lineage: Eukaryota; Fungi; Ascomycota; Saccharomycetes; Saccharomycetales; Saccharomycetaceae. Gene Ontology annotation, biological process: mitochondrion organization.
AUGGCACGUUCUAGAGGAGGAUCAAGACCAGCUGGUAGAAGCAGCGCAUUCUCUCGCCCACAACAGAGCCGUUCUGCAUCUACCGCUGCUUACCCAGCUGCACCACCUCGUCAGCAACCUGUGGCUCCGGCCAACGCUCAUCCGCAAGCUGGUGCUCAACCGCAACAACCAGGUUUGUUUGCGCAGAUGGCAUCUACUGCAGCUGGUGUAGCUGUUGGUAGUACGAUCGGCCACACCUUGGGUGCUGGUAUCACUGGUAUGUUUUCUGGUUCUGGCUCUUCUGAAGUGAGUGAUCAGCAACAGCAACCAAUGCAGAAUUUUGACGCUGCUGCUCAACAACAACAGCAACAAUUUAGAACAUGUGAUGCCGAUGCAAAGAAUUUCACACGUUGUUUGGAUGAAAAUAAUGGCAACUUCCAAAUUUGCGAUUACUACUUACAACAAUUGAAGGCAUGCCAGGAAGCUGCUCGUCAAUACUAG